This is a messenger RNA of Megalopta genalis, 4056 nucleotides long. RefSeq names its product Unconventional myosin ID (gene Myo31DF). Gene Ontology annotation, cellular component: actin cytoskeleton; myosin complex; microvillus. Gene Ontology annotation, biological process: actin filament-based movement; endocytosis; actin filament organization. The record is from RefSeq and is a predicted model, not a curated record. Gene Ontology annotation, molecular function: ATP binding; actin filament binding; microfilament motor activity. NCBI's taxonomy places the organism in Eukaryota, Metazoa, Arthropoda, Insecta, Hymenoptera, Halictidae.
GAAAUUUUAUCACUGGAGUACGUAUAGUUUAUGCCUAUAAGUUUACGGUGUGGUGGGGUGGAAUAUGUUUCUGCGUUGGUCGAGGAUUUCCGUGAACCACAUUCGUCAUUCGCUCCGCUGCGUGGACGGUUUGUUGAUAGGGAAGGAGCUGGUCUCCAACACGCGACAAGUACGCGUACGUUUAUAUGGAACCCUAAAUUUUGUGCGAUUUUAUUAUUGAUUACAAUGGCAGCGCAAGACGAAGUCGGCAUCGGUGACUUGGUCCUCCUGGAUGAGAUUACUUUGGAGAAGGUUGUGGAUAACUUACGAAUCCGAUUCAAUGGCGGUAAGAUUUACACGUAUAUCGGAGAAGUUUGUGUCAGUAUAAAUCCGUACAGAAGCAUAAACAUAUACAAUAAUGACUACAUUAACAAGUAUAAAGACAGAGAAUUAUUUGAGAAUCCACCACACAUAUUUGCAAUUGCUGACGCGGUGCAUAAAGAAAUGAAACAACAACGUCGUGACACUUGCAUAGUAAUCAGCGGAGAAUCGGGAUCUGGUAAGACUGAAGCGAGUAAAAUUAUUAUGAAAUACAUUGCCGCAGUCACCAAUUUAACCGGUCAACAAGAGAUAGAAAGAGUAAAAGAUAUUCUUAUUCAAUCCAAUUCGAUAUUGGAAGCCUUUGGGAAUGCAAAAACAAAUAGAAACGAUAAUUCAUCUCGAUUUGGGAAGUACAUGGAUAUAGAUUUCAAUUUUAAGGGAGAUCCGAUUGGUGGACAUGUUACUAAUUAUUUGUUAGAGAAAUCAAGAGUCGUGUACCAGCAAAAUGGAGAACGUAAUUUUCACUGUUUUUAUCAGUUACUGAAUGGUUGUGGCGAAGCGGAACUAAAUAAGCUCAGACUAGUGAGGGAUCCAGCUGCAUAUUUUUAUGUUGGUGCUGGAAACUGUAACAAAGCAAGUCCAACUGAUAAGAGUGAUUACAAAACGGUGAACUCUGCUAUGACCACCCUUGGAUUCACACAAAACGAAAUACAGACAGUCUGGAAUGUUAUUGCGGGAAUAUUACACCUGGGUAAUAUCACGUUUAAACUCGAGGAGGACAAACUUCAUGUUCAAAACAAAGCUGCUUUAAAUGAUACAGCAAUGUUGCUUUCCAUCAGUCCUCAGGAAUUGAGCACAGCGCUCACACAAAGAGUAAUAGCAGCUGGUGGAGAAGUCAUGCAAAAGACUCACACUUCGAAACAGGCGGAAUUCGGAAGAGAUGCAUUAGCAAAAGCUGUAUACGAGAGAUUGUUCACUGAUAUUGUGUCGCGCGUUAACACCGCUAUCAACGUAAACGAUACGGAGAUCUAUAAAAGAUAUAGAACCGUGAUCGGAGUACUCGAUAUAUAUGGAUUUGAAAUUUUUGAUAUCAACAGCUUCGAGCAAUUUUGUAUCAAUUAUUGCAAUGAAAAGUUACAACAGCUAUUCAUUGAACUGGUGUUGAAACAAGAACAAGAAGAAUAUGAGAAAGAAGGUAUAGCAUGGCAAACUAUUGAGUAUUUCAACAAUCAAAUAAUCUGCGAUUUAGUAGAACAGCCUCAUAAAGGAGUAAUAGCUAUUAUGGACGAGGCUUGCAUAAAUGUUGGCAAAGUUACAGAUGAAAUGCUUUUGGAGAGUAUGGAUCGAAAAUUGAUAAAUCACGUGCAUUAUUCUUCUAGACAAUUGAAGCCAAUGGACAAAGAACUUCAACAUAAAACUCAGUUCAAGAUUAAACACUAUGCCGGAGAUGUGAUAUACAGUAUUCAUGGCUUUUUAGAUAAAAAUAAAGAUACACUGUUUCAGGACUUUAAACGAUUGCUGUACAAGAGUAGCAAUCCUAUAAUCAGCAAAAUGUGGCCUGAAGGAGCUCAAAAUAUUUUAGCGACAACGAAAAGACCUUUAACAGCUGGAACACUUUUCCGCAAUUCCAUGAUAGCUCUGGUUAAGAAUUUAACUAGCAAAGAACCGUACUACGUAAGAUGUAUAAAGCCAAAUGAAGUUAAGUCGCCAGUCGUGUUCGACGAGGAAAGAGUAACUCAUCAAGUACGAUACUUGGGUCUGGUCGAGAACGUGUUGGUCAGACGGGCUGGUUUCGCAUACCGUCAACGAUACGAUACAUUCUUAAAACGGUAUAAAAUGAUAUCCCAAUAUACUUGGCCAAAUUUUAGAGACGGUAGCGAUAAAGACGGCGUUCGUACUUUAUUGGACGACCAAGGUUUCGGCAACGACGUUAAAUACGGCCAUACCAAAAUAUUCAUUCGAUCGCCUCGAACGCUUUUUGCAUUAGAAAAGGCGCGUAGCGACUUGAUACCUGGUAUUGUGAUACUGUUGCAAAAGCAAUGGAGAGGAUACUUGUGCCGGCAAAAGUAUAAAAAGAUGAAAGCAGCGCUGAUCAUAAUGAAACAUUACCGAAGGUACAAAGUACGUACUUACAUCAAAGAGUUCGAGAAGAUUUACCGCGACGCAAAGAAUAUGCGAGAUUACGGCAAACGCUUGACUUGGCCCCGUGAAAAUUUCGCUGUGAGACACUCGCUUCAUUACUUAAGAAUGAUGUACGAGAGAUGGUGGGCGUGGAUGAUUCUGAGACACAUUCCUAGAGAAGAUUGGCCCCAAUUACGACUGAAGAUGGCUGCUGGUGUGGUUCUGCGAUCGAAACGACAACAUUGGGGACAAGACAGACGCUGGGAAGGAAAUUAUUUAUCCAAAUCGGACGAGAAUCCACAUUACAGUACCUUUAAUUCCUCGAUAAAUAAUCUACGGAACACCGACCGCUUUAAGACCGUUUUGUUCAGUGCAUUUAUUAAAAAGACGAACAGGUUUAAUAAACCGAAAGAUCGUGUAUUAGUAGUGACUGAGCACACGAUAUACAAGCUUGAUAGCUCGAAGUUCAAGAGUUUGAGGAAAGGUAUACCAAUAGCCGAAAUUACAGGGUUGAGCGUAUCUCCUGGAAAAGACCAACUAAUAACGAUUCAUUCCAAUCGAGGAAACGACUUCAUUAUGUCAAUUAUCGCGAAAGAUGACAGAGUGGGAGAACUCGUUGGAAUUUUAAGUAACAGAUAUAUACAAUUACGCUCGGCUGAUUUACAAGUUACAGUCGACACAAAAUUUAAAUGUAUGCUAGGAAAUAAAAGUAAAGUAUUACGGGUAGAGGUGCUACCGGAAGUGCAUGAGCCGACGUUUAAAAAGGAUGGAGAUAAUAUUGUAUAUGCUAUUCCACCAUCGAUCGGGAUCAUCGUUGGAGGUGCCAAUACGAGGUUUAGGACGGCUAGUUAGGAUGACACCGAAACUGCCUUAAUUCAGUCGUCUCUCACAAUUAUUACAGAUCAAUUAUCAGACAAACAUAUUUACAGGCUUCAUUCUCGCGUUUUGCGAGUUUUCUUAUGCAUUUAUUAAUGUACAAAUAAUAUUUUUACUCGUAAGAUUGCAUAGCCAUGAACAGCUUAAAAGAGUUACUACUGCUGUAAAUAAUGACCGAGACAAUCAAACGACGGUUCACUGUGAGAAGAAUCUACCAAAACGAGUUCUUUGUAAAUACGUUUACGAACGAAAAAAAGCGGUUUAAUUCGCAAAUAGCGAACGCGCUAUUUAUGUGAAUAAUUUGUAAAUUAUAAAAUUGGAGUCGUCGCGUAGCCUAAGAAACUGAAAACAGUAUUGCCUUGAAAGGUAAUUAAUUAUCUAAUACGGUAGCCUUAAAUAACUACGAUAUGGCCUUUUACUUAAAACUAUUCUUGAAAUAUAUUUUUACACUAUCAUUGAAAUUUGAUAUACUACACGAAACUAGGAUGAGACUUUGUAAAAUACAAUUUAUAUUUAUUUGAAAGCUGCUAUAUUAAGAGUCGCGACGUUUAUUAAGAGUGAUCUCUAUAUAGUUUAUCACGUGCAUUUAAAAUCUUUUAAUAAUGUUGAAGAUAUGUAAUAUCUAAAUAUAUAUGUAUAGAAACGGCAGAUGAGAGUGAUAGUAAUACUUUAUAUCUGAAAAAAAAUUUUUAAACGCUAUAUACACGUUGUAAAAUGGUGCCAUUGUUGAGAAAUAAACUGAUGUUUUUACGUCUUCGA